UCUUGGAGUCACUUUUCUCCUCUUUAAUGGUCCGUCUUCCUUGUUUAACCUCUCAAUCCCAACAUCAUAACUUAUUGGAAUUUCCACUAAUUUAUUGUAAUCAACCUCGUUACCCGUUCUGUUCUUCCUCAAGCCUUCCGAAUCAAAUACACUCUCCAUGUCCAUAGCAGCAAGGCCCUUUAAGGAUUCAUGAUCAUUCCUCCAAGAACCAUUCCUCUUGCAAUUGACUUGACUACUUUCCCCCUUUUCCAUCAUUGGCACCUUGUUAUCCUGCUGUCGUGACAAGUUUGCAAAGGAAUUCCCAUUCGAAUCAACAAUAAACAACCCUGAAUUCACCGCUUCCAAAUUGCCAGGAGGAUUAAUAAUAGCACCAGGGACUUCAGCUCCCAGCAUAGUAUUCUGCAUAUUGCUCGAAGAGUCUUCAUACAUCACCGGCCUUUGAACAUGCUGCUGAAGUAAUUCAUUGGUCGCUGCCUUUGAGACAGUUUGGGCUUCUCGUUUGUCAUCAGCUUUGAGCCAUGGUCCAUAUGUUUUUUUUCCAAUUGCCCAAUCCAUCUUCAAACAUCUUGGGAGUGCCUGUACAAACCCGAGUAUCAUGCCCUAAAAAACCACAAUUAAAGCACAUAAAUGGAAGACGUUCGUACCUGAACGGGAGCCAUUUCUUUCCCCCAAUCGAAGGAAAUAAAAGGCCAGGGAAUAGAGGUUUGGUGAUAUCACACCAGACUUUGAAUGUAAAGAAAUCCUUGGUUACAAUUCGUGGAAUAUCCGCCAUUUGAACGUCAAUUACCUCCCCUGCUAGACUUGCCAAGCGAGUUAGAUUACUUUGAGUUAUUGAACGGGAAGGAAGAUGGUAAACCCGUCCACAGAUUGGGAAUCGCAGAAGUUCUUUUUCCUAAUCUUGUGGCAAAGAUGUCAUACGUUCAAGAAUCAGAGUUCCAUAAUUGAGGAACCAAGGAUUUUUGCCCAAGAUCCUGUUCAGAUCUUGUGCUGAUUUGAAUGUAAACACCAAGAAACUUGAUUGUUUAUUGCUGUGUUUAAUUUCCACACCCCAGUUAUUAUCAGCAAUUCCUCAUACCCUACCUAAAAUCGUCUUCAGAAGAGGACGACUCAUCGGUUUAUUGGAACAGAAUCGGCCCUUCGCGCAGUGACCUCCAGCAACGUCUCCCCGAGCUUCGUUGAUUUCCCACCCAUCUUCAUCCAGCACGGUAAGGUUUGAAGCUUUGGCAAGGAGAUCAUCCAUGGUGAUAUCAGGCUUUUGCAGCAUAUCGGUUUCGGAAGGCUCUUCUCCAAGAGAGAGCAUAUCGGUUCAUCUUAACAUCCACUACUCUUAAUUCAUGUCCAAAUCCAAAUCGAGUAUAUAUUGUUUCAUUUAUAUUUUAUUUCAUUAUCUCCAACCAAAAGUCACUAAGUUCAAAUAAUUAGCGGAUUCUGGGUUUUUGUGGUUGUAUUUUAAUUUACUUGGCGCCAAAAUCAUGCCAUUUAUUGGGGAUGGAGGUGAGAAGAUGGAUAGACGGAGACGAGAGCGCAGGUGAUAUGCUCACUCGAUUUUCAAUCGAACGUCCCUUUUUGCUUCUUCUGCCGCCGCUUCAUCGCGUUCCUCUACGCGUGGGCAAUGUUCUCGAGCUCGUCGGGCCUUCUUCUUCUGCCAAAACUCUCAUCCUAAUUCAGGCUGCUAUCAGUUGCAUUCUUCCCAAGGACUGGAAUGGUGUUCAUUAUGGAGGGUUGGGGCGGCUGGUUGUGUUCAUUGACCUCGAUUGCCGUUUCGACAUCUUAUGCUUUUCGACAAUGCUUAAGCGCCGAAUUGGGCAAGCUAAUGGAUUGCUGGGUAAGACAAAUGUGGGGCGGGAUCAUCUUGAUACACAGAAGUGUGAUGAAAGAAGAAAAUCUACUUUAGAUUAUGAUGAGGAACUAUAUGCUCUAUGCAUGAGACGGUUUUUGUAUGUCCGCUGUUAUGAUAGCUUUCAGUUUCUUGCCUCUCUUAAGACAUUGCAUUAUCAGCUUAAACAGGUUGAAGAAGCUCAACAGUCUAGUGUCUAUUUGCUAAUGAUUGACAGCAUUGGAGCUUUUCAUUGGGUUGAACGUGCUUCAUCAUUUUCUCAGUCAAGUACACACAGCUUAGUUUGCAGGAAAAGCCUUUCUCUUCAGAGUGUUUCAGAAACUGUUGUUCAAGAGAUGAAGAGGCUUCUCCUAAUGCAUCCUAUGCUUGUUAUAGCUACAAAAACAGUCAGCUUGGGGGACAGAUACGCCAAUGAGGUCCAACGAAAAAAGUAUUUUCCAGGUACUACGAGUACUCACAAAGUACCAUGUCGCGAGUACAUGCCUUCAGUCUGGCAGUCUUUUGUCACACAUCGAAUACUCAUACGAGCUUCAGAUGAUGAUUCCACUGUUAGACAUCAACAAAUUGGCCCUGUUUAUUUAUCUGAAUGGCUACUGCCUCCAUUGAGUUUGUUAGACAAAUUUACAGUGAAAGAUGGAUUUUUUCUUCUAGUUUCAUGAAGGUUGGAUUGACAUAUCGUGCAUUGUUUGAUACGUUAUAUUGGUUGCUCAUGUGAUUUAAGAUGGUGACAAGGAGUGAAACAGUUUUUUUUUUUGUUGUUGGAAACAGUUGGUUGAACUUACUGAAACUCUAAGAGGGGAUGAUGUAUACCUUAGUUGCAUUGGACGAAUAUGAAGGAAAUGCUUCAUGUAAUGGAGUGUUACAACAUCACUAGUACAGAAGAUGCUUGAAUAUUGAUAGUAUAGUGAAAAGUUUCCAGUCUUCUAUAAUUAUGGUAAGUGCCACAAGUAAUAUCAGCUGAGAUGGGCAUCACUGCUUAGUUACAAUCAUUUUUAUUUUUUAUUUUUCUUAAAUAGCAUGCUUAAAUUAUAAGCUUGACUAGGCAAGGAGUGGGCUGAAAUGCGAGUGAGAAAGUUUGGGGAGUCUGGUUGAGUAUCUUGCUCGAAUUUCUGGUGCUUGUAUUCCUUUGUCAUUGAUUUGAAAUACCAGUGUAAAUUUCCUCUUCUACUGUUCUGGAGUUGUCAAUUUGGUACUUAAAGGGUAUGAUAAAUUUAUAAAUGUAGAUGUUUGAUUAA
Cannabis sativa is the source of this 3072-nucleotide messenger RNA. Its product is annotated as DNA repair protein XRCC2 homolog. Gene Ontology annotation, biological process: double-strand break repair via homologous recombination. Gene Ontology annotation, cellular component: replication fork; Rad51B-Rad51C-Rad51D-XRCC2 complex. The transcript has 11 exons. The record is from RefSeq and is a predicted model, not a curated record. Gene Ontology annotation, molecular function: DNA binding; ATP binding; ATP-dependent DNA damage sensor activity. The coding region runs from base 1489 to 2496 and encodes 335 amino acids. Lineage: Eukaryota; Viridiplantae; Streptophyta; Magnoliopsida; Rosales; Cannabaceae.